GUGAAACGUACCACUGCGACUGCCUUUCCAACUGUGACCGGCCUCGUCCGCACUCGCUUCCCCUCGCCUCGUGGCAAAUUUGAGCCAUGACCGGGAGCAGUGCAUUGUCUGUGGCGGAUUCCCACACAACGAGGGCAUCUCUGCGAACGCUGGACAAAGAACGCAUUCGACAAAAGGCACUUCAGAUGAAAAUGAAGGAAAAGUUGCGCCUGUCCAUGUGCGUGCGCAUUCAGAAGCUGUCCAAGAAGACCCCCCCCGUGGCCCAAAAACUGUCUGUGGAGAUUUUGGCGCAUCUCAAUCAGCACGGACUGUCCACUCAACUUUCAGACAAUGACCUUCAAGACCUUGUACACAAACUAUCGCAUGCGAAAGCACACUCAGAUACCGACAAACAGCCCACCUCGUCAGCCCAACAGGCAGCAGCGUUGAGCGGCAUUGAAGAAAACUUAGGUGACAAACACAACACAAACAGGAAAGGCACUCGCAACACUCCCCCCAGUUCAAAGUCAAGAACUGUCAGCGCUGCAGAUGCUGGGGAAUCGAGUUAUUUGACGGAAGCUCAAAUUCAGCAAAGGAGUGUGGGCUUUGUGCUGCCCCCAAAGAAGUCGCCGACGAAGCACAAGCAGGGGGACAUCUGGAACGAUCUCGUGCAAUACCAAGGCCUCGUGGAAGCACAGGAAGCGCAAGCCAAGAGGGUUCAAAAAGAAGUCAAAAAGUCCCAAUGGUCGAGCGAGUUGGAGGCGCAAAUCGCAGCAAAACAGCAACGCCAACUCGAGCACUCUGUCGAGGACGGAAAGUACUUUGAAGAAAGCAUGAAGACGUUGGAAAGGCUAAAUGACCUGGAAGCGGAAAAGGACAGACGGCGCAUCGAACGCGCCAAAGCACAAAACUUGAUUCAAGAAGAACAGCGGCAAUACAAGCUCAAGAAAAGGCAAGACGAGCUCAACGCCCGACGGGAUGCCGAAAUUCGCAUGGCGGAAACGAUUUCCCGGCAAAAGAAGGAGGAGGAAGCCAAGGAAAUAGCUCGGAAAGAAGCCGAAAUGAAGAAAAUGGCCAAGGUCUUGCUCGAGAAUGCCGAGCUACUCGACAAGAAAAAGCAAUUGAAAAUGGCCGACCGGGAAUUGGAACUCAAGCUCGCGGACGACUAUAUUCGAAUGGAGGAACGAAAGGAAGCGCUUCGUCAAAAGGGGCUCGAGGACCUCUCGAUGCGCAUUCAGGCCAAGAUGAAGUACUUUGACGACACGUCCAAGGCGGAAAUGGACAUCAAGAACAAGGAGGACGAGCUCCGAGUGUUGCGAUACCAAGCGGACUACGAAGCCAAGCAAAUGGCCCUCGAAGCCAAAAAGAAGCACGACGCUGCCGCGCGAAAUGCCGACCAACAAGCGUAUUUGAAAGCGCAAAUGAAACUCAAGAAAGAGCGGGAAAGCCGCGAAAAAGACGAGUACAACAAGCAAGCCGACAUGUGGCGCAUUGAGCGGGAAACCAACGAGAAGCGGGAGCGAAUGGUGCAGCAGCAGCGCGCCAACAAGAACCAAAUGCAGCAACACUGGCUCAAGCAGCAAAUCGAAGCCAAGGAGCAGCAGCUGCUCCAGGCGGACCACACCAACUUGGAAGUGCAAAUCAACCAGAGCCUGCUGCAAAAGGUUCUCGAGAUGAAAAAGGGCGGCGGCGGCGGGUCGUCGUCUUCCAACGUAGUCGUCAAGACGAGGCAGCGGUCGCGGGAGCUCCACGACGUUGAAAGGCGAACCGACUCGACCAAGCUCAAGGACCCGCGGUUAAAGCCCGCCUCGCGCAAGUAGAUAGAUAUCCACCAAGUACAUAUCAAACACACGAUGCAUUUUCUAUUCCGAGUACA
This is a messenger RNA of Aphanomyces astaci, 1855 nucleotides long. RefSeq lists its product as hypothetical. The transcript has 9 exons. Lineage: Eukaryota; Oomycota; Saprolegniomycetes; Saprolegniales; Verrucalvaceae. The coding region runs from base 87 to 1799 and encodes 570 amino acids. The record is from RefSeq and is a predicted model, not a curated record.